AGAUAUAUUGUUGCAUGAACUGUUUUGCUUUUUUGAAGAAUCCUUUUGAGACUACUUCUUACAGCGGUCCAUGAGCUUCGUGGCUCGUUUGCAUGAAUUUGUAACAUCAAUCAGCAGAGCGAGUAUCCAACUAUUGUUUCCGCGGUAGAAUUUGCCAUAACGCAAAUCAACAGGCACCAGCAGGGCAAGCCCUUUGCCGCUGCAAGGCUUGAAAGCCAGGAUGGCGGAAGCUGUACCAGCAUGGGUUUUCAAGCUAUACAACCUGCCCUUGUCUGAUGAUGAGAAGGGGCAAGCCAUAGCGAUUCUCGCGCGCAUGCCCAACGCUGCGCUCUUCUUUUGGGGCAACGAGGCAACUUCUGUCGCAGCUGUGAAGCAUCUUCUGCGGCAAGGUGACGCAGGCGCGGCGGCUGGCCUGGGCGUAGGGAGCGCGGCCGGGGCCGGCGCGGCAGCUUCCCAGGGCGCAGAGACCGCGGUGGGAGCUGGCGUGGCGGCAGGGCAGAGCUUAGGAGGCACCGCAGACGCUGGCUACUUCGCGGACCUCUUCCCAUCCGCCCUCUACUGCAUGACCUUCACGCUGUACGAUGGCGUCGACGUGGCCAUGAGGCUUGUCUCUCACGCAAAGGCCAACGGAUUCAGGGGCGAGGUCAGGCACGUGUCGACAUCACGCUCCGACUUCACGCUCCUGCUCAAGACUGAUGACGUGGGCAAGCAAACUCUGAAGGGCUUCGCAAGCUGGCUGGCGACACAGGUGCCGGUCCGCGCCCCUGGCGCAGAGGCAAGUACGGCGUUUGCGAAAGCCGCGGAAGCGGACGCCGCGCGGGUGGAGGUGACGUCGGACCCAUUCAACCCUCUCACCCGCGACCGGGAGCUGCUGGACAUGUACAACGAGGGGUGGCUGACUGCUGUCUACGCUACUACGGACGUGCGGCGGGCGCUGGAGAAAGCUAACACGGAAGCGGAGCGGCGGGAACGGCCCAGCAAAUCCAGCCUGGGCAAGUCGAGAGCGUCUUCGUCGCACGCCGAGUGAUGGUGGUGUCAUUUGGGCGGCUGGAAGCUGUGGGAGGCAACAAGGGCGGGGUAAUGGGCUUUUGGGGGUACAGGGAUUGGUGCCGGGCCAGCUGGUGGUGGCGGUGGUCGCCGCCCCAAGCCCACCACCAGCUACUGUGGUGGCACGCAUGUGCGGAGCGGAGGGGGCGGACAGGGCCAUGUCGAGGAGGAGAAGAGCGCCGCCCCGGCGCGCAGGUUAAGGCCUGCCAUGGUGCGAUUAGUGACGUCUAUGCAAGUAUGGCAUGUUGAUUUAUCUGGCGGGAUGCUUUAGCUUGACGUGAUUGGACGCAACUUGGUGGGCGGUGCCUGUUCAAACCGAAUCCAGCAACGUCUGGGAGAUGAGGCGUUGUUUCGAAACCUUCGGCCUCAGACAGUACACGCGGUGUAGACUUGGCCACUUGCCUUGUCACGGGAGACCACCUUGUAUGUCAACGUCUGGGAUGAGAAAUGCCCAAAGUUUUACUCUAAUUGACACCUCCAUUUUGGCUGAGUUUCAUGUUUCAUGUGAGUUCCGCUCCAGUUUCGGCUUCUGGAGGUAGAUCCCAGUUUCAGCCGUGCAAAACCAGCGUAUGGAAACCGGGUCAGCCCCAUGCGUCUCUCUGAGUUGUGUGUGUGUGGUUACAAGGUGGUGAGCACGACGUGCAUUCCUGUCCUUGUAGAAAACUAGGCCCGGGCCGGGGGGCCCUUAUAACGCCUGCAACACUUA
Molecule: messenger RNA, 1753 nt
Organism: Chlamydomonas reinhardtii
Lineage: Eukaryota; Viridiplantae; Chlorophyta; Chlorophyceae; Chlamydomonadales; Chlamydomonadaceae
Exons: 6
Coding region: 221-1027 (268 amino acids)
Source: RefSeq, a predicted model, not a curated record